Messenger RNA from Ustilaginoidea virens, 1326 nucleotides. RefSeq lists its product as uncharacterized. Gene Ontology annotation, cellular component: nuclear pre-replicative complex. Gene Ontology annotation, biological process: DNA-templated DNA replication; rRNA processing. The transcript has 2 exons. Lineage: Eukaryota; Fungi; Ascomycota; Sordariomycetes; Hypocreales; Clavicipitaceae. The coding region runs from base 1 to 1326 and encodes 441 amino acids. The record is from RefSeq and is a predicted model, not a curated record. Gene Ontology annotation, molecular function: protein binding.
AUGUUAUCCGAAGAAUUCUUGACUUCCAUUUGCGGGCCCCCAAUCGCGGCAAACACGGCAAUCUCUAAAGAUGUCGGCCUUUACAGCCACUCUCUGAAUCCAACGUGGGCCGUCAAGGCUACCUUCAAGAAGAGUUCAGCGCCACCUCAUUGUGUUGCCGCAAGCGACACACACAUCUUCGCCGCUCAGGACCAAAAGGCCCACGUACACGUCUAUUCGCGUUUGCGUGGCAAUCAAGAAGCGCUGAUUGCUUUCCCCGAGCGAAUCUGCAGCCUGGCGCUUGCUUCGAAUGUCCUCGUCUUGGGCACGUCCGAGGGGCGUCUGAUUCUGUGGGAGACGUGCACCGGCAGGCAGGUGACGACUCCUCCUUGCCACGUUCAAGCAGUCACUUGCUUGGCAGUGACGCCGUAUCACGUUCUCUCGGGCUCCGACGACUCCAACAUCCAUGUCUGGUCCCUCGCAAGUCUCCUCGAGUUUGGGGUCGAUACGGCGCAGGAGGCCGACUUGACCCUGUCCAACCACCGUGGUGCCAUUACUGAUCUUGCGGUGGGACCAAGUACCAACCCUGAAACGGGUAUCUGUGUAUCAGCCAGUGCUGACAAGACCUGCGUCUUGUGGAACUACCACUCGGGCCAAAUACUGCGAACUCUUUUGUUCCCGUCCGUGCCUCUCUGUCUCGCACUAGAUCCGUCAGCACGUGCUCUAUUUGCCAGCGCUGAGGAUGGGGGCUUGUAUUUUGUCGAGUUCUUUGGAAACAAGCCAUUGCUUGGCUCCGCAAGUGCGGAACUCGCAUCCAUUGUUGUUCAAGUCCAUGCUCCAUUAAGCGUGGCUGACGCCGAUUAUGGUCCGGCUUCGUGCUUGGCCGUGAGCUAUGACGGCACUGCUGUUUUAUCGGGCCAUACAAAGGGCAAGAUUCUUCGUUGGAACCUCUUGGACAAAUCCCAUCCCACGGAACUUGGCAACCUGAAUGCAUCAGUAACAAACAUUGUACCUAUCCCAGUGCUUCCCCUGUCCGGCAAACCAUACAGUACUGUCAACGUGGUCAAACCAAACAAGAGUCAGCGACAGUAUACCAUCACCUGUCAACUGGAAGGGGCCAUGGGUGGCGAGUCCAGAUUCAGCCGCGACCUCAACUCGACGGGAUUUCCUGUGGACCGCCUGGAAAACGCUGUCUCCAUGUUUGUAUCGUCUCUGAAAACACAGUCUGACGAGAAAGCAGAUUCGGACCUGGUCAAGGAGAAUGAAGAGUUAAAGGCCAUUAUUGCCGGGCAAAAGGAGCUUCAUGAAACUACCAUGCGAUGCCAGGAAGCUAGCAAUACGUCAUGA